Messenger RNA from Mucor mucedo, 1108 nucleotides. RefSeq lists its product as uncharacterized. The transcript has 2 exons. Lineage: Eukaryota; Fungi; Mucoromycota; Mucoromycetes; Mucorales; Mucoraceae. The record is from RefSeq and is a predicted model, not a curated record. Bases 59 to 682 code for a protein of 207 amino acids.
AAUAUCACAACAACAACAACAACAGCAACAACAACAACAACAACAGGAAAAUCGAUACAUGGCCUAUCCAAACAUGUUUCCUCCGGGAGGUCAACGAUUUGAAGAUGAAAUGAUGGGAGCUCAUUAUUAUAAUAAUAUGAGACGAUUUUAUCAAGAUACGCAACAUUCGGAUGAUGAAGAUGAUAUGGAAGAUGAAUUUUAUGCUUGUCAUUCAGGUAAAUAUGGACCCCAUCCACCACCACCACCUCCUCCACCUCCUCCGCCACCACCUCCACCACCACCACCACCUAUACCACCACCCCCUGGAUCCAUGAUGGGAGGACCACCACCGUUUAUGGGAGGACCACCCAUGAUGGGAGUACCCCCUCCUCCUCCACCGCCUCCGCCUCCACCACCGAUGGGAUAUGGGCCUUCACGACAAGGAUGGAUGAUGGAUCCCUAUGGAGAUCGUAACAUGUAUGGUGGAAGAUCCAAACGGUACAGUUCCAGUCAACCACAAUCCGAAGAUGAAGGAGAUGAUAUCAUGAUGUUUCGACAAUUUGCACAAGAAGAAGAGCAAGAUAUGCAACGUAUGAUGCAUCAAAUGUCAAUGGUGGGUAUCUAUCCUCCAUUACGACGUGUAUCAAGUCGACGUAGUGCACCUGGGAGUGGAAGAUCAUCCUUUAUUAAUGGGAGCCGAUAAAAAAAAAAAGAAAAAAAAAAAAAUCAUUUUGUGUGUUUUUCAAAAAUCUAAUAAAAGUUGAGGAAGAAUUCUUUCUAAAUGUUCAACGUCAAUGGUAUCACCCGAGUUUAGAAUUUCUUGUUCUUUAGCGGAUCGAUGGACGGCCUCUAAAUACGUGCCGUCAUUAAAAAAAGUGAUAAAAAAAAAAAAGAAAAAGUUUUUACCAGUGACGAAAAGACGAAGGAAUUCACACGAGAGUUGAAGCGCGUCUUUAUUAACUACGUUUUUGUGGUGUUAUGUUUCCAAGAUUCUUUAAACACUUUUUGAACCGUAGCCUAUCACACUGGUGUUAGGGUUUUUUUUUAUUGCAGUAAAAGGUGGUUUUUAAGAGAGAUCAUUUACAGGUUGAAUUGGGUUUUCUUUAUUCAUGUUUUUUUUUAGAAAAUG